GGCGCCUUGGUAGUGUUCGGCAUAGUCUCAGUGUAGCUGGAGACUGCGCAAUACGAUCCCAGCCACAAAAAUAGUGUUGUGCUCGCCGGUUGUAUUAGGAGAAGUGCUCUGAUGCUGCGUGGCUGAGGUUAUUGACCGGGCGGCCAUUCGCUACCGUUUUUUCUUGCAACAUUCACUCGGUUUUCGAUCUACACGAUAUUACUUCUUCUUAUUAGUGGUUCAACAUUCCACUCAAGCUCGAACAACCGGGCGUAUCGAAUUCGAGACGAGAAUGGCAGCCAAGAAAAAGCAGAAAAAAGUAAAAGCUCCGGUGACGUCAGCAGUUGAGAAAAAAACGAGUGAGCCUGAGAAGGUGGAAUCUGAAACGUGGAAACGCAUAAAAACCAUCGUACAUAAUCACGUGGUGCCGCCAUUAUUUCUGGUUUUCUUUACUCCUAUCGUUCAGGUUUUGGCAUUCAAAGCCAUCCCUGACAUUCCGUUUGAAUGGGACAGAGUUCUUGGAAAUGUCUACUCGUGGAAAGUCGUCAUCAUUUUUCUCAGCUGGGCUUUGAUGUUUUUGCUCAUUUCGGAUCGUACUUUCAAAGGGCCACCUACUUCAGUUGGCUACGUACCCGUCUACGCUGAUAAUGGAUUGUUCUAUUAUGCAACCACUUUUAUUACGUAUUUGGGACUGCACAUCGUUUAUCCCAACUUAUCACGAGACAUCUACGAUAACAUGCCCUACAUUCUUGGCUCGUUAAAUAUUGUCGCCCUCGCGUUAUGCCUCAUUCUCUUGAUUAUGGGCAAAUGGCGACCUCAAACUUCUGAACGGAUGCCAAGUGCACCGAUAUUAUUGGAAUUCUAUCGCGGUAUGGAGAUCCAUCCACGUUUAUUUGGAGUGGACGUCAAACAAUGGACGAAUUGCCGUGUCGGAAUGAUGGCCUGGCAAAUUCUCAUCGUCGCCUUUUUGAUUGCCGGUGGACGAAAUAACAUCAAUCCAGGCCAUCUGGCCAACGUAGUCAUCCAGACGUUCUACAUAACGAAAUUCUUUUACUGGGAGACGGGCUAUUUCAACACGCUGGAUAUCACGUUGGACAGAGCUGGAUACUAUAUUUGUUGGGGAUGCCUCGUCUGGGUGCCUGGAUUUUAUACUUAUUCCAGUUUCUACCUGGUGGCACAUCCCUCCAUGCUCUCUGAGCAAGCGGCCUUCCUCGUCGCAGUGUUAGGAUUGUUCAUUGUAUCGGUGAACUACCGUAUCGAUUAUGAAAAGCAACUCUUCCGGGCAACUAACGGAAACUGUCUUUUAUGGGGCAAACCAGCUAAAGCAAUGGCAGUUCGCAACCAAAUUGCUAACCGCCCAUCAACUUUAUUGCUGUCCGGAUUUUGGGGCGUUGGUCGGCAUUUAAAUUAUACCUUUGAAAUAAUUGCCGCGUUCCUGUGGUGCUUCCCCGGCUAUGGUCUUGGAAUCUGGCCAUUCCUCUACUUCUUUUUCCUGAUUGGAUUGCUUGUGCAUCGCUGCUACCGUGACGAGGAAAAAUGUUCCGCCAAGUACGGCCAUUUUUGGAAGGACUAUUGCAAACGGGUUCCCUACCGAAUGAUUCCGUAUGUUUUCUAAACACACACACACACACCACAAACCUAGAUAUUUACAUUGUCUCAAAAUCAAAAGUGUUCCUUCAAUAUAUGCAUUGUGCACAGCA
Messenger RNA from Daphnia carinata, 1679 nucleotides. RefSeq lists its product as uncharacterized. Gene Ontology annotation, biological process: brassinosteroid biosynthetic process; sterol biosynthetic process. Gene Ontology annotation, molecular function: oxidoreductase activity, acting on the CH-CH group of donors, NAD or NADP as acceptor. The record is from RefSeq and is a predicted model, not a curated record. Bases 272 to 1594 code for a protein of 440 amino acids. Gene Ontology annotation, cellular component: endoplasmic reticulum membrane. The transcript has 9 exons. Lineage: Eukaryota; Metazoa; Arthropoda; Branchiopoda; Diplostraca; Daphniidae.